GUUUAUCUAUAUUCAUAAAAAAUUCAAAAGGCAUUAAUAUGUCCGACCAUAUUGCAAACGAGAACGUUUAUGCAUAUACAAUCAGUGCAUGGCCGUAUUAGUCUACGGGAGCAAAGAAUAUUAAAACACUUUUCAUGAGCAUCAUGGAUUCUGUAUGCCUAGAAAACAAUACAAACUUACAAAGGGAGCCUUCAUUUACCAUUAGGGAUACAACUGAAGUUUGUGCAAGUUCCUCUUUCACAAACGAGGUGACAAAAACCGUGGACAGUUUGGCCGACAUCGCUGGACAGGACGAUGAAAAUCCCAGUAGUUCAAACUCUUCUCAUCAAUAUGAACCAGGAAGUUCGAAUGGUAAUGGUAGUGGUAAUACAACGGACACUACAGCAAUUAAGAGACCAUUGUCCACUAAAUGUAGAUUUUCAUACGAUGAUGUUCCUGGUACUUCGAGAAUGAGCCAGUCUGUUUCUAUCUUGGAGGAUGAAUACGACGUGUCUUCCACUUACAGAAGGAAAAAUGGAACCAAAAUCAGCAGAGAGGGUUCCGACCAGGCCAAUGCUAUAAAAAGAACGAGAUCUAGAAUCAACAGCAUGUACCAUAGUAAUUGGACGGAGGUUACCCUAAAAAGGAAGAGGAUGAGGUUUCUAUCUGCAUUAGUGUACCUAAUCAUCGUUGUCUCUAUAGCAGUUGGUCUUACAUGGUAUUAUUGGUUCGUCUGGAAUCCGCUAUGUAUCAACUUACCAUGGAAACAUACCAAUUGCACAGCAGAGGAAUGAAACUUUAAAGGAAGAACCUUAGACAGAUCAAAAACAAAGAUAUGGAAACGGUGUGAUUCAACUGGAAACAUUUACUUUUGGAUAGCAUAGGCAUUGAUAGUAGCGGUCAAUAUAUGUAUGACACAGAUGGAUGUAACUUUAAAAGAACGUUUGUCAUGUAUAUAUAUCAUUAGCUGAACAGAUCUUGAAGAAGAUAUUUGUAUAUUCCUUAGACAAUAUUUUAGAAAUGAUACUUAGAUAAUUUAUUAGAAGACGAUAUCUUUGAAAGGAUAUUUGUAUAUUUCAUUAGACAAAGAUGUGUUUGAUAUAUAACAAGAUGACAAUAUCUUGAAAAGACUUGUAUAUUUCAUAAGGUGAAUCCUUAGACGAUCUCUUGGAAAAGGAUAUUUGUAUAUUCCAUUAGGAGAGGAUAUCUUGGAAAGGAUAUUUGUAUAUUCCAUUAGGAGAGGAUAUCUUGGAAAGGAUAUUUGUAUAUUCCAUUAGGAGAGGAUAUCUUGGAAAGGAUAUUUGUAUAUUCCAUUA
Molecule: messenger RNA, 1295 nt
Organism: Mytilus trossulus (common blue mussel)
Lineage: Eukaryota; Metazoa; Mollusca; Bivalvia; Mytilida; Mytilidae
Exons: 2
Coding region: 135-773 (212 amino acids)
Source: RefSeq, a predicted model, not a curated record